UUGUGUGAGAAAGCGCUGAAAUGGGCGGGUGAAGUCUUCGUGGAUUUCCAAACUUUGGAAACGAAGAAGAGGGCGUCAAAAAAACAAGCUGUCCAAAAAUAGUUUUUCUCUUCGGUAGCAAGUGAACGUUAUCCCAAGGAAAAGUAAAAAUAACCUUCUGUUCUAUUUCGUUUCUCUUUACUUAAAUAACUUACGCUAUAACCUAACGGUGGCCUAUAUUGUAUAAUAGAAUAGUCUAAAACCAUUGUUGUGCUAACUUCGGACAGGAUUUUUUUCCCUCAAGCAUAGGUUGAUAUAUCUUUAGGCAGCAAUAAGAUACACGAAAUAUUAGCAAUUCCACCAACCGAACAUUUAAGCGUUUUCAAGGGCAUCAAUUCUUUUUACCAAGGAAGUAAACAUAUCAGUGAACUAACUGCACUAUAUAUUUCAGUGACAAUAUUGUGCGAGAAAUUAAAAAUUUUCCCCUUGUGGACACGCCUUAAAGAGAACAGACACCAUGUUAGUACUCCUGGCUGGAAUCUUCAUCUUCCACAUUAUCACCAUCAUCCUUCUCCUCAUCGCCACAAUUGACAAUGCCUGGUGGGUCACGAAAGAACUUUCCACAGACGUGUGGGGUCAGUGGAUGAUGGUCAAUGGAGCCUGGAAAUACACUGACAUUCCUGUCAGUGACCUUCAAGAUUACCUCCAUGCGGUGCAGGCCAGUGCAGUGCUGGCCUGUGUGUUCUCCAUCCUGGGCCUGUUUGUGUUUGUGGCUCAGCUCUUCACCCUGGGCAAAGGGCAGCGCUUUACCUUCUCCGGAGUCUUCCAGCUCAUCGCCUGCCUGUGCAUAAUGAUCGCUGCCUCCAUCUACGCUGACGUCUUCCACAAAGAGGAGAAGAGCGCCUCGUACGGACACUGCUUCACCAUUGCCUGGAUCUGCUUCGUCUUCACCUUCAUCUCCAGCGUCAUCUACUUUGUCCUACGAAAGAAGAGCGAGUGAGACUGGCCUGUGAGGUCCAGCCAGUCCAAACAGAGUGCUGGUGAUGGGGGGGGGGGGGUUAAAAACAGGCCAAAUUCAUUUUUAGCUGGAGAUUAUUGGAAGGGAGGGUGGACCGGGGAAGGGAUUUCACGUUUGUAAUUGUUUUGUUGGUUUACUUUUUAUUUUUUAUUUGCUUGUGCGUCAUUUCUUUCUGUUUGAAAUACAUUUUCAGCCCAUUUAAAACAGUUUGUGGUGGUAAAGACCCAAACAAAAAGAAAUAGGAGGAUUUAAUGGAAUGACACUGAGAAAAAAAGGGCAGACGAGAUACAAGAUGAGGACACGCUUCCUUGAGAAUGGCAACUGCUUUGGUUUCAAUUCUUCUGACAACCUUUGAAAAAGGAUUCAGAAAUCCUCUAUAAAACGAUAUGGUUUGCUAGCAAAGACAGGAUAUAAUUCUCGAUUAAACUGGCAGAAGGAAUACAGAUAAGGAGAUUUGGGUAAAUGCUGGACGGAUGCCACUCUUUCAUGCAUUUUCUCACAAAUUGUUUUGACAUAUCCUUUUAUCUGUGAGCAGUGUACAGCGAUGUGUUUUUUCAGGAUGUUCCACGCUAUCUUGAAAACAUCACUAGAACUGAUCCGAAGAGGCACUACACACAAAACAGGCCUUGGGUCAGUAGACGUCAUUUCAUUCAUUUCUUUUAUUCCUUUUUAGUAAGUGGAAAACUGGAAUGUCGGAAACAUUAAGCUAUUCAGAGAACCUUUAUGACAUUUAAUCACAAGCACGGAUACCCAAGGUUUGUGGAAUUUAUCCUAAUGUAUGACGUGUAGAGCCCAGUUCAGAUGGAAACAUUCCCAAUGUGACAAAAUGGUUUUAGCAUGUUGCAGAGAGGAGUUGCAGCGGUGUGAACCACCUGUCUCGGAAUGUCUAAUGGUGUUGCAGGCAAGUCAACUUGUCUAAUUGCAGGUGGCAAGUUUUAAAACGUUGCAAAGAGUCACCAGCUGCAGCUCGUCAUGUCACAAAUCUUUGGUCUGAACUGGGCUUCAGAUCCACUUUCCUUGUGUAUAACUGGAAAGAACAUCAAUUGUCAGUUUUCAUUUUAUAAUAACACUUGAAGUAUCACUAAGAUGACUAUUGUAUUGCUUUUCUAUACAGUCUGUUUAUUUAGGGUUGCUAGAAUAAAUUAAAGAUGUGCAUAUUCCAUGAUUUAUGAAUAUUUCACAAACAAAUUGUCAUAAAAAUUUGAAUGGAAUAUUACAAAAAAGUUUCUAACUGGACAAUACUAUUUAGAUAUCAGAAUACAGGUAAUUACCUGUUCUAUAUUUAUGCUCUAUAUUCGUCCACCAUGUUAAAUUUUUUUUACACCACUGUGGUGUAAACUACAUAUUGUGUUCUUAUUCAUUUUCA
Molecule: messenger RNA, 2363 nt
Organism: Anguilla anguilla (European eel)
Lineage: Eukaryota; Metazoa; Chordata; Actinopteri; Anguilliformes; Anguillidae
Gene: emp1a
Product: epithelial membrane protein 1
Exons: 5
Coding region: 497-979 (160 amino acids)
Cellular component (GO): plasma membrane
Source: RefSeq, a predicted model, not a curated record